AUGAGUAUCUCGAACAGGAGUUUCGCCUGUGAGAAUGAUGGUCCUCUCAAAAGGAAUUGCACCCUUGAGUCCUCUCAGUCGGUGGCUCGGGCUCAAUGGCUCUGGCACUUUGCUCUGGCGGCUGCAAAUGCGGUUCUAAAGAACUCACAAGGCACGAAGGUGGUUCUGACAUUUGUCAGUCAGCACAAUCACUCGCUCUUUGCUCACGGCACUUUUCCAGCUCAUGGCGGUCAACCGGACACAAAAGGUUACGGACUUAAGACACUUGGCUCAGGCGGUUGUACUCGCUUCUGCAAAGAACUCGCCGAUUUCUCAGCUCAAACGCUCAAUCAGGAGCUGUCGCACUGGGCUCAUGCGAUAAACGCGUCAUUGCCUUUCUUAACCGACUCUUGGGAUUCUGGAAUUUCACCACAUUGCCCAAAAACAACUCAAUCGGACGGCAAAAAAAAAUGGAAACGUCCUCGCUGUAGACAGAUCAGGUCAACUGUCUGGUGA
This is a messenger RNA of Yarrowia lipolytica CLIB122, 495 nucleotides long. Lineage: Eukaryota; Fungi; Ascomycota; Dipodascomycetes; Dipodascales. The record is from RefSeq and is a predicted model, not a curated record.